Messenger RNA from Physcomitrium patens, 1029 nucleotides. RefSeq names its product protein transport protein Sec61 subunit gamma-1. NCBI's taxonomy places the organism in Eukaryota, Viridiplantae, Streptophyta, Bryopsida, Funariales, Funariaceae. The record is from RefSeq and is a predicted model, not a curated record. Gene Ontology annotation, cellular component: membrane. Gene Ontology annotation, biological process: intracellular protein transport; protein targeting. Gene Ontology annotation, molecular function: transmembrane protein transporter activity.
CUGUCCAAUACUCCAAUUACAUGAGCUCAGUGACGUGACAUACUGAUGCAGGACUUCCAACCCUAUCACCGAAGGCGGCAAUGUAGUCACGUUUGUAUCUGAGGCUAUUUCUGAAGCUGACGUUGGGUUUUGGGCUUGCUUUGUUUGCUUUCGUCUGUCUUCCUCGACAAGGUCUCUGUCUCUGUUUUGGAGAUCUGGUGGGUCUAUAGAAACAAUCGCCUUAUCUGAAGAAGUGAGAUCUGAGCUCAAUCUGCAGCUGAAUCUUUCGCAGACGAUCGUUUCAGACUUUUAGUUUGAUAUUUUGGGUGUUUUGUUUUUUUCUGUGUUCUGUUGUUAUCUGCGGACUCGAUGGAGGCAGUAGACACUGUUGUGAGGCCUGUAAAAGACUUCGCAAAGGAUAGCAUUCGGUUGGUGAAAAGAUGCCAUAAGCCGGAUCGGAAAGAAUUCUCAAAGGUUGCUCUAAGGACCGGGCUAGGGUUUUUAGUAAUGGGCUUCAUCGGCUUUUUCGUAAAGCUCAUCUUCAUCCCUAUUAACAAUAUCAUCGUCGGAACUGUAUAGUGUUAUACUUCCUGCGUGUAACGGUGGACACGUUUGGACAAUAAACCCAAUGCUCAUCAGUUUUUGAAAUUUAUCGACUGUGCCGACAAAGAUUAUUUUUAGAAAAUUGUUGAAUGGUUUAGAAUUUUUUAGUAUGUUCUCUUGCUUCAUUCUUUAAAUUUAAUCAAACCUCCUGUAAAUCUGAGAGCCUUUUCGGUCCGAUGUCAGACGUAGCAAGGUUAUAUGUCAUUGAUAUGUAGAUGAGUUCAGCAUGCAAUCAACAUUUGAAUGCCUACGAGAUUGUAGAUUAUGGAGCGUUGAGUACGUAUUCAGUAGUGGGUGUUGCAUGUCGACUGAUACUAACUGCAUUCACCUGAAGUAUCAAAGAGUAUAGGUCAAGCAAAUUUAAAUGUAACCGACUGAAUCAACUUGUCCAAGUAGCUAUUUGUCCAUGAUUGCACUGCGAAAUAUAAUUAACUGCAUCCACUGCAA